AAAGAAAAAAAAAAAAAAAAAGAAAAAAACAUGUCAAUAUGAUAGGGAUUCCCUGUAAAAUGCCACACACCCGCGAAAAUUUAUCCGUGUCAAUCAAUCCAAUGAGGUGGAGGGAGCCCACAUUGGUCCAAUGAAUAUACUGGCCUGAGGACAAACCCUGUUCUGGCCUAAGUAGAAAGCACUUCCACAGCCGUUACCGGUCCGGUCCCGGCCCGCUAUGGACUCCCCAGAAUCCGCAGGCAACAAUGCAAAUCCACAGGCAACCACGCGCGACAGCAGAUACCACUUCACUCCUCGUUGAAACCUCUUCUCUUCUUGCACAUCCUCACGCUAUCAAACCAUCAAAAUGGCAAACGACACCUAUUUAUCCUCCAUGUUGCAGACAUAUUCCGUCCGCACCGCCGUCAAUACAUCCGCCUACUUCAUUCCGAGAAUCCAGCCACACAUGAAAAUCCUCGACAUUGGUUGUGGACCCGGUUCCAUCACGUUGGAUCUGGCGGCACUUGUUCCACAGGGAAGUGUUAUCGGGAUUGAUUGCAGCGAGACUGCUAUUAACUCGGCCAACGACCUCACCCGAAAACGAGGAACGGAGAAUGCGAGCUUUCAGGUGGCGAGUGUUUUGGAUCUUCCCUUUGAGGAUGGGACUUUCGAUAUUGUUUGUGCGCAUCAAGUGCUGAUUCAUCUUCCGAAUGAAUCGGGUAGAACGGGCGCGGUUGAGGGUCUGAAGGAAAUGAGACGCGUUUGCAAACCAGGAGGCUUAGUUUGUGCUCGGGAAUGCGAUUGGAGAAGUGCGGUGAUUCAUCCCUCGAUCCCGGGGGUACUUGACAGCAUGAAGUUGGUGGAGCAGUUGACGGCCUUGAAGGGAACCUCGCCGUAUGGUGGAUUGGCUCGGUCGUGGGCUGAGGGGGCAGGGUUCCACGCAUCCGAUGUUGAGGCAUCUGCCGCCGCCGUGUACUAUUCCCGGCCCGAGGAGGUGAACUGGUGGGGCGAGACGAUGGCGCAACGUCUGGAGCAAGGUUCUUCGCUGGACGUGGGCAUCAAGGAAGGGUUUAUCACUGAGAGCCAGAGAGAACAGCUGCCUGUGGCAUGGAGAGAAUGGGCUCAACAAAGUGAUGCCCUGUUCUCUAUGACUGAUAUUCAAGUCAUCUGCAAGAAAUAGGCUGACAGCGAGAUGUCUUACUGGACCUGGCUUCAAGUGAUUGCAUAUGUAGUAUAUGCUCCUUGGUCAGAUUAAUAAGCCUCAUGUGAAUAGAAUGUGAUAGAGGAUAAUUGAAUGCACAGAGUAGGGUUG
This is a messenger RNA of Aspergillus sclerotioniger CBS 115572, 1291 nucleotides long. RefSeq names its product class I SAM-dependent methyltransferase. Bases 347 to 1159 code for a protein of 270 amino acids. The transcript has a single exon. Gene Ontology annotation, molecular function: methyltransferase activity. Lineage: Eukaryota; Fungi; Ascomycota; Eurotiomycetes; Eurotiales; Aspergillaceae. The record is from RefSeq and is a predicted model, not a curated record.